Danaus chrysippus (African queen) is the source of this 390-nucleotide messenger RNA. The record is from the annotation of a GenBank genome assembly. Lineage: Eukaryota; Metazoa; Arthropoda; Insecta; Lepidoptera; Nymphalidae.
UUGUACGCGGUAGAGGUGGGAGCGAGAGGUAUAACAGCGAAAUCUCUCUACAACCUACUAAAGGACUUGGGCUUGUCCAGAACUCACAUUAAUGCAUUCUUGGAACGUAUAUCGAAGGCAGCCCUAGUAGGUUCUUUUCAAAUUUGGUUAGGUAGGGAGAGGAGCUUGGACAGUGGAGGUGAGCGUAUAACGCGCCGGUGCCCGCUGCCCGCUAUUUUGGAGAAAUGUAUGCGUUUUCGUGCCGCUGCCGCUGCCGCCCCGCUACCCGCGAGAUUCGAGGCCGAGGCCUUAAACCUACACUUGGGUCGCAAGUCCCAGGCACUGUUGAAGCUCCUCUCCCUGCAACGCGAUGGACCCGGCACCCGCACGGUGAAUCCAUGGAAUGCUUAG